AUGCCUAUGCAUCCGGUGACUUCCACGUUGAUGUACCGGGGGAUCUGCACGAUUCCAGAUAUCCUGUCAUACCGUGCACCGGUCAACCUGCCUGAAGAUGAAGUGGAAGAAAUCCGGGAGGCGUUCAAGGUGUUUGAUCGAGACGGGAAUGGAUUCAUCUCAAAGCAGGAACUUGGUAUGGCCAUGCGCUCAUUAGGGUACAUGCCCAAUGAGGUCGAGCUAGAGGUCAUCAUUGAAAGACUCGACAUGGAUGGAGAUGGCCAGGUGGAUUUCGAGGAAUUUGUUACCCUCCUGGGGCCCAAACUCACAGCUGCCGGAAUGCCUGACAAGUUCAACGGAACCGAUUUUGACUCUGUUUUCUGGAAGUGUGAUAUGCAGAAACUGACUGUGGAAGAACUAAAGAGAUUGUUGUAUGACACUUUCUGUGACCAUCUGUCUAUGAAGGACAUUGAGAAUAUUAUCAUGACUGAGGAAAACCAUAUUGAAAAUCCCGAGGACUGCCAGGUUGACAUUGACACUGAGAGUCCGACCCAACAGGUGAAGCAAACAUGCGUACGGAAGAGUCUGAUCUGCGCCUUUGCAAUUGCUUUUAUCAUCAGUGUCAUGCUCAUCGCGGCCAAUCAGGUGCUUCGCAGUGGCAUGAAGUAACCGAGAGGACCAAUCACAGCCUAGAUUUUAUUAAAAAUAUACCAAUGACAGAAAUGGCAAAAAAAAAAAAUAAAAAAAAAAAAAAGAAUUUGGAGACGAGCUACUGCUUCCACUGUGCAAAACUUUUCAUAGACAGUUGCUUUGAAUUGUAACGCAUAGAUAUGCACCAAUGUCUGACCCCUCUUACCUGCAGAGAAACUAAACAAAACCCUAAAACUCUUCUAAAGAGUAAAAGAAAAGGAGAGGAGUUUCAAAACUCAUUGGAACAUUUAACCAGGACAAAUGUUUUGGACUUAGGAUGUUAUGGCGAAUUUAGGCGUAUGGGCAUGUUCAACCAAGGAUCCUACUCUUUGACGCAUGAUGAUGCAUGGAUUUACAAUAGUCAGCUGUUCAUCCAUUCAUCUACAGUAUAUAUUAGAUCGCACAACAAAUUUUACCAUCAAAGACCCGCCUGACAUAUAUUUGAAGCGCUAAAAUACAACAUCCAAUAUAAUGAUCCCUUUGCAUGAGAAUAAGGGCUGUUUAGGGCAUGCUUAUGUCAUGCAGUGUUUGUCUUGUGUUGUCGAGUAAUUUUCGUGGGUUCUUAAGUAUUGAACAUGCCUGAAAAGAUUGUAAUUGUACUGUGGCCAAAGGCUGUGUGAAACAACCCAAAAGUGAUGUUUUACCAAUAGUGAACUAUUAUUAAGGGGUUUACAUGGAUCAAUGGUAAUGUAAUAAUGUACAUUUCUUUUUCACCUGAAAUACACUAUGCAUUUUCAGGCUUACUUUC
Messenger RNA from Myxocyprinus asiaticus (Chinese sucker), 1417 nucleotides. RefSeq names its product calcium-binding protein 7-like. The transcript has 5 exons. Bases 1 to 648 code for a protein of 215 amino acids. Gene Ontology annotation, molecular function: calcium ion binding. NCBI's taxonomy places the organism in Eukaryota, Metazoa, Chordata, Actinopteri, Cypriniformes, Catostomidae. The record is from RefSeq and is a predicted model, not a curated record.